UCCACUUCCAUUCAUUUUAAUUCUCUCCAAACACAAAAAAUAAAAUAAAAAAUCAAACUCUCAAAUUAAAUCGAAAUCAAUGGCAGUAGAAGAAGCUGCUGUCAUGGUAACGGAAUCAACAGAGACAGUGACGGUAGAACAAACCCUAACCGUAACCUCCGUCACCGUCAAAACACAGACGUCAAACGAAGCCACAAUCGAAUCCAACACGGAAGGCGGCACUGAGUCAACUUGCAAUAACACUAACAACGGAGAACAACCGCCAGCUAUUAACUCCGACGAUUCGUUAGAGGAGGCGGUUGAGCUUACUGAGAAAGGAACUAAAGCUCUGGAUGAAAAUGAUUACGGCGAAGCUGUUGAGUGCUUCAGCCGUGCUCUUGAAAUCAGGGUUACACACUAUGGUGAGCUGGCAGUUGAGUGUCUGAGUGCUUACUAUCAAUAUGGGCGUGCUUUGUUGUAUAAAGCUCAAGAGGAGGCUGAUCCGUUGGGAACAGUACCUAAAAAGGAGAGUGAGAUUAAACAAGAAUCUGAUAAAGAUGGGUCUGUUAAGAGUUCUUUGAAAGCGGAAUCUUCGACUGCUUCUGCUGUUUCUAGUAAUGUCGAAGAGGAUGGGAAGAAGCCUGAUUCGAAUCACGGAGAAGGAGCGGUGGAUGAUGCUUCUGGAGAAGAUGGUGAGGAUAGUGAUGAUGAAGACUUGGCCGAAGCGGAAGAAGAUGGCGGUGAUGACUCUGACCUUGACUUGGCAUGGAAAAUGCUUGAUGUUGCAAGGGCAAUUGCUGAAAAACACUCUGGUGACACAAUGGAUAAAGUGGAUGUGCUCUCAGCGUUAGCUGAAGUUGCUUUGGAAAGAGAGGACAUUGAAACAUCGCUCAGUGACUACCAGAAAGCACUUCUCAUUCUAGAACGACUUGUUGAACCGGACAGUAGACAUCUUGCUGAACUAAAUUUCCGUAUAUGUUUGUGUUUGGAGGUCGGCUCAAAACCUCAGGAAGCAAUAACCUAUUGCCAGAAAGCUGUAUCAGUUUGCAAGUCAAGGCUAGAGCGACUUAGGAAUGAAGUAAAGGGUUCUUCAGAAUCUAAUAUAUCAUCAGCAGUUUCUGAAUUAGAUGACUCUGUUCAGCAGUCAUCCAAUGGCGCAGAAAACUCCUCCAUGACAGAUAAAGAAGCAGAGAUUGAAACACUUGCUACCCUAUCAGGGGAUUUGGAGAAGAAGCUGGAAGAUCUUCAACAGCUUGCCAUAAACCCGAAAUCAAUUCUAUCUGAAAUCCUGGGAAUGGCUUCUGCAAAGGCAAAAGAUGCAAUAAAAAUUCCAUCUUCUGCCAUUAUGAGUUCUUCACAGAUGGCCACUGCUGGCAGCAGUGGAGGUUUUGACUCUCCAACUGUUUCAACUGCUCACACAAACGGUGCUGCAGUCACUCAUCUUGGUGUUGUGGGAAGAGGAGUCAAGCGAGUGUUGACGAGUGCUAGUUCAACAGGAUCUAGCCCUGUGAAGAAGCCUGCAUCUAAUUCAGCAGACAAAGAUGACGGUACCCACUAGCAUUUCCAAAUUGAAAGGUCCUUGCUUUGGUCGUAGUAGUGUUCCGAACUCGUGUAAGUUCCGUUAUUCUGAUAUUAAUGUUCAAAAUACUGUGAUCAAGAAUCGUCAUGAACAGCUUGGUUGGUUCUGCCUAGGACUGUUUUCAUGAACAGCAUGCUGUUGUCCUAUGAAAGUCGUAGAAACUAUUUAACUAUAAACCUAUAAUUGAUCUUGUGAAAUGAGUCGACGAACAAUAUUAUCUAUUAUAAUAUCUAUGCAUAGAGUUUCUUGUU
Molecule: messenger RNA, 1809 nt
Organism: Mercurialis annua (annual mercury)
Lineage: Eukaryota; Viridiplantae; Streptophyta; Magnoliopsida; Malpighiales; Euphorbiaceae
Exons: 6
Coding region: 80-1537 (485 amino acids)
Biological process (GO): CENP-A containing chromatin assembly; DNA replication-dependent chromatin assembly
Cellular component (GO): nucleoplasm
Molecular function (GO): histone binding
Source: RefSeq, a predicted model, not a curated record